AUGUCGGAAGAUAAAACGUACAAACGUGUGGAGCAGGAUGAUCCUGUGCCCGAACUGGAUAUCAAGCAGGGCCCCGUAAGACCCUACAUUGUUACCGAUCCGAGUGCCGAAUUGGCAUCGUUGCGGACCAUGGUCACUCUAAAGGAAAAGUUGUUAGUGGCCUGUCUCGCUGUCUUUACAGCGGUGGUUAGGUUGCGUAGUCUGGCCUGGCCCGAUAGUGUGGUAUUUGAUGAAGUACAUUUUGGCGGGUUUGCCUCACAAUACAUUAGGGGCACUUACUUUAUGGAUGUGCAUCCUCCUCUUGCUAAGAUGUUAUAUGCUGGUGUGGCAUCGCUUGGUGGGUUCCAGGGUGAUUUUGAUUUUGAAAACAUUGGUGACAGCUUUCCAUCUACCACGCCAUACGUCUUGAUGAGAUUUUUCUCAGCGUCUUUGGGGGCACUUACUGUGCUUUUGAUGUACAUGACAUUACGUUAUUCGGGUGUUCGUAUGUGGGUUGCGUUAAUCAGUGCUAUUUGCUUUGCCAUUGAGAACUCGUACGUGACCAUAUCUCGUUAUAUUCUACUAGACGCUCCAUUGAUGUUUUUCAUUGCCGCUGCAGUAUACUCUUUUAAGAAGUAUGAAAUGUACCCUGCCAACUCGCUGAAUGCCUACAAGUCCUUACUGGCCACCGGUAUCGCUCUUGGUAUGGCUUCUUCGGCUAAAUGGGUGGGUCUUUUUACAGUUACGUGGGUGGGCCUUCUGUGUAUUUGGAGACUAUGGUUCAUGAUUGGGGAUUUGAGCAAAUCUUCGAAGUCCAUCGUCAAAGUGGCAUUCGCCAAACUGGCCUUUUUAUUGGGUGUGCCCUUUACUCUUUAUCUGGCUUUCUUCUAUAUCCAUUUUCAAUCUUUAUCGUUAGACGGUGAUGGUGCAAGUUUCUUUUCCCCUGAAUUUAGAUCUACAUUGAGAAAUAACAAGAUUCCACAAAAUGUCAUUGCUGAUGUCGGCAUUGGCUCCAUCGUCAGUUUACGUCAUGUAUCUACCAUGGGUGGUUAUUUACAUUCUCAUUCUCACAAUUAUCCAGCUGGUUCAGAACAACAACAAAUCACUUUAUAUCCUCACAUGGAUGCCAAUAAUGAUUGGUUGUUGGAACUUUACAAUGUACCCGGAGAAUCUUUAACAACCUUCCAGAACUUGACCGAUGGUACAAAGGUCAGACUAUUCCACACUAUUACACAUUGUAGAUUACACUCUCAUGACCAUAAACCACCUGUUUCCGAGAGUAGCGACUGGCAGAAGGAGGUCUCUUGUUAUGGUUACAGUGGCUUCGACGGUGAUUCUAAUGAUGACUGGGUCGUUGAAAUUGAUAAAAAGAAUUCCGUUCCUGGCGUUGCCCAAGAACGUGUUAUAGCUUUGGAUACCAAAUUCAGAUUGAGACAUGCCAUGACUGGCUGUUAUUUGUUUUCACAUGAGGUAAAAUUGCCAGCUUGGGGUUUUGAACAACAGGAAGUUACUUGUGCUUCUUCGGGUAGACAUGAUUUGACGUUGUGGUACGUCGAAAACAACAGCAACCCGUUGCUGCCAGAAGAUACGAAGCGUAUCUCCUACAAACCAGCAAGCUUCAUCUCUAAAUUUAUUGAAUCCCAUAAAAAAAUGUGGCAUAUCAAUAAAAAUUUGGUCGAUUCUCAUGUCUACGAAUCUCAGCCAACUUCGUGGCCAUUUUUGCUACGUGGUAUCAGUUACUGGGGUGAAAAUAACAGAGAUGUCUAUUUAUUAGGUAAUGCCAUCGUAUGGUGGGCAGUCACCGCUUUCAUCGGCAUUUUCGGAUUGGUUGUUAUUACUGAGUUAUUCUCAUGGCAAUUAGGCAAACCAGUCUUGACCGAUUCCAAGGUCGUCAACUUCCACAUUCAAGUUAUUCAUUACUUAUUAGGUUUUGCCGUUCAUUAUGCGCCAUCUUUCUUGAUGCAACGUCAAAUGUUUUUGCAUCAUUACCUACCUGCUUACUAUUUUGGUAUCCUUGCCCUUGGUCACGCAUUGGACAUAAUAGUUUCUUACGUUUUCCGUAGCAAGAAACAAAUGGGCUACGCGGUAUUGGUCACUUUCCUUGCUGCUUCUAUGUACUUUUUCAAGAGUCACAGUCCAAUUAUUUAUGGUACUCCAUGGACUCAAGAAUUGUGUAAAAAGUCUCAGUGGUUGUCUGGUUGGGAUUACAAUUGCAACGCAUACUUUUCUUCUUUUGAAGAAUACAAAAACCAAACUUUGACUAGACGUGAAUCUCAACCUGCUGCUACUAGCACUGUUGAGGAAGUUGUUAUAGAAGGAGACGGUCCAUCAUACGAAGAUCUCAUGAACGAAGAAGGCAAGAAAAUCUUCAAAGACACAGAAGGCAAUGAGCUAGAUCCCGAAGUCGUCAAAAAGAUGUUGGAAGAAGAAGGUGCAAAUAUAUUAAAAGUAGAAAAAAGGGCUGUUUUGGAGUAG
Molecule: messenger RNA, 2454 nt
Organism: Saccharomyces mikatae IFO 1815
Lineage: Eukaryota; Fungi; Ascomycota; Saccharomycetes; Saccharomycetales; Saccharomycetaceae
Gene: PMT1
Product: dolichyl-phosphate-mannose-protein mannosyltransferase PMT1
Exons: 1
Coding region: 1-2454 (817 amino acids)
Biological process (GO): protein O-linked glycosylation via mannose
Cellular component (GO): endoplasmic reticulum; membrane
Molecular function (GO): dolichyl-phosphate-mannose-protein mannosyltransferase activity
Source: RefSeq, a predicted model, not a curated record